AUGUGGUCUGUGUGCCUGGACUCCACACAGUCUCUCCUCCUGUUGCUGCUACUAGCCCAGCUGCUUGUCCUUUCCUGGUCACGCCCCACCCCAAAGUGCCCCCUCUGUGCCCAUCUGACAGUGAUGGUCCAGCAAAUGAGAAGCCUGCAGAUGCUGACAAGGAAUCUACAGAGUGAAAGUGAGUUCAGCGGUAUGGAGCUUACAGAGUACAAUCUAGACUCUCUUCCCGAGAUGGAGCACACGGCAAAUCACCUCAGUUCACUAAAGCUAAACGACUCCCUCUCACAACUUUACACGGAUCUCUUCUCCUUUAAACUGCAUGUUGACUGGAUGAUUGAUGCCCGAGUCAAUAUGAGCUUGCCAGUCUCUCCCAAGACACGAGAGGUCGCUAAAGGCCUGCAUAAUCUCUCAAGCUUCUGUUCUACUGCACUACAGCAGAUCGCGUGCACACUACCCCAGAUUUCCACCCCCUCCUUCCCAACACAACUCAAAGCCUGGGAUGUGGCCCUCCUCUCCUACGAGAUUCCUGAGCGGUUACGAUUCUACUGUCAAUGGUCAACCAGAGUGUUGCUCCUCCUUAGGUCAAAGGUUCAGCGCCUUUGACAUAAAGUUUCCCGCCAUCUAAGUUCCUACUCUGUGCAACAACAAAUGACUUCCUCGAAAGCAGUGCUAUCUUAUUCAAUUUAACUCAAGGUUUUUAGCCACAGUAAGUACGCUUACUUACUGUGAUUGCGAAUUGUGUUCAACUUGAGUGUUUAAGAUUCAGCUUACUGUAGCGUCAUUCUUUCAAACAUAAUGCAC
Salvelinus fontinalis (brook trout) is the source of this 801-nucleotide messenger RNA. Its product is annotated as interleukin-11-like. Gene Ontology annotation, cellular component: cytoplasm. Lineage: Eukaryota; Metazoa; Chordata; Actinopteri; Salmoniformes; Salmonidae. The transcript has 5 exons. Gene Ontology annotation, biological process: positive regulation of MAPK cascade; positive regulation of cell population proliferation. The coding region runs from base 1 to 603 and encodes 200 amino acids. Gene Ontology annotation, molecular function: growth factor activity; cytokine activity. The record is from RefSeq and is a predicted model, not a curated record.